Messenger RNA from Salvelinus fontinalis (brook trout), 1571 nucleotides. RefSeq names its product testicular haploid expressed gene protein-like. The transcript has 8 exons. NCBI's taxonomy places the organism in Eukaryota, Metazoa, Chordata, Actinopteri, Salmoniformes, Salmonidae. The record is from RefSeq and is a predicted model, not a curated record. Gene Ontology annotation, biological process: spermatogenesis. Bases 726 to 1442 code for a protein of 238 amino acids.
ACCAUUUUACUCACCAGAGCAGAUUAGGCUUUUUUUCUUGUUAUCUCGAGCGUUUGUAACUAACUGCUGCUCGCAACAAUUUCAUCGUUUUUUUUGCCAACUUCUACCGACCGGUAAUUUUCUAUGGGUGUUGCACGUUCGUAAAUUCACCAGUUAUUCGGCGCUCUGGCACUAACGAGAGUGCUCUGAAAUUGGAGUAGAUAGCCAGAGUUAAUUUACGAACGCACCCGAGAGUGCUCUGAAAUCUGUGUAGAUUGCCACCGUGAAUAUACAAGCGCACCCCUACUCCGAUGUCAGUACCAGAACGCAGAAUAACUAGCUAAUGAAUUUAUGAACGCACAACACCUGUUGAAUAUUACAUAUUGCCAGCGGCACAGUUAUAGUCACCAACUCUCUAGAUGACAUGAAAACAGCUUAUCCUGCUCUGCUAGCGCGAGUUAAAUGGUUAAGAGUGAGGUGUUCUCUCAUUUAUGUCUGGAAGUAGCAAGCAAGUUAGCCAACUUUAGCCAGUUAGCUUGGGUGCUCGACUGCCGUUGUGAGGUCAGAACUUUCGGAUCAACCCUACUUCUCGGCCAGAGUGUCAACUGUGCGCUCUGAAUUUACGAAUGGACAAUCUGACAUUUCUCUAAAUUUACGAACGCACAGAGCGCACUCUGGCAAUCUAGAGCGAAUUUACGAACACACCCCAAGUUGAUCGCGAGGCAGCGACAGCAGCUCACGUGUCCAUGGCUACCCGGAUGGUGCAACUCGCUCAGCCCAAACCCAACCUGCUCCGAUUCCCCGACCGACGGUCAGUCUACUGGCUAGAUGAACUCCCACCUGAAAGAAAUGGCUCCACCACCACGUUUGAGUUGACGCCCCACUGGUCCCAGCUGUGUGGCAGGAAGCGGCUUCAUUCUGGGUUUGAACAGAGCAGGUCAUCUCCCCAAUGGGAGGUCAGUGUAGCAGCUUUGAGUGCCUAUCCAUCCAAUAGAGUGUGUUCUCUGGCUUUGCCCCGCCUCCCCACCGUAGGCUGGGAACCUGACCGCCCCCUACUGGCCUCCCUGAGCAGAGCGGUGCAGACUGCAGUAGCCAGUCCUAGGGUCUGCCAGUUGGCCUGUCCCAAGCGGAGGCAGGGUCUCUAUUCGCCCCAUUCGUCGAAGACCUCACUGGCACCCCCUCACCCAGCUGCAACCUCCUCCCGACUACAGCUCCUCGCCCUCCCUAAGUCUGACCACCCCCAGUAUGCCCAGGACCGUCCAGUCAGCUGGCCAGUGCCUGGGCCAGUGAGGAAGGCAGUAGCCAGUGAGAGGGUGCAGGUCCUUUCACAGCCCAACCAGCGGAAGGCGCUGUUCCAAGGCUACAACCCGUACACGGUUACCCUAGCUGCACGCUCCGCUAGCGCCUCGCCACGCCUACAGGAGCUUUGUCUGCCCCUGCCGCGGAAAUGCAAGGGCAAAUAGACGAAUGCAUCUCAUCUCACACCUCUACAGUCCCUCCAUCCGCCUCUUCUUCAGAUACUCUGUCUCCAGUACAGCAUGUCUAUGUCCCUGAUCACCACUGCUCCAUAUUAAAGACCCUCUAUGAUCUCA